AUGGAGGCCAUAACACCCCCCAAACAUCUCUUCAGCUCAUGGGCCGACGAUUCAUCACUCAUACGUAAAAUGGAUUUAUGGACAUCACUAUGUCUCGGCAUUAUCCUCAUCAGCGUCUUCACGAUGAUACCCCACAUUCGCAAGCCUUCUCGCAAACUCCCCUCCGUCAACCCAGGGCGACUGUUCGAUUUCUUCAACCAAAAACGGAAGAAGGGUUUCUUGAUGAAUGCUCGUCGUAUCAUGGAAGACGCCCGAACUCAAUUCCCCGGCCAGCCUUACAGACUCAUGACGGACGUUGGUGAAACAGUUGUCAUUCCGCCGGAUCUAGUUCACGAUAUUCGCAAUGAGCCAGGGUUGAGCUUUUCAAAGGCUUUCGCAGACAACUUCCACCCUCAACUGAAUGGAUUCGAAGGGUUCGCGGUUGGCAACAGACCGGACGGACUUUUUCAGCUUGUCAUCAAAAAGCGCAUCACCAAAUUACUCAGUAGGUUUUCGCUCUCCAUCACGAAGUUGCCCUCUUCUUACCCCACACCCCACAUUGAGACCCCACGUUACAGCAACACACCAUCACAAUACUUACACGAUGAUGCAGAUCAAAUCACGGAGCCUCUUGCGUCGGAAACCAGAUUUGCUGUCGAUCACAUCUUCGGCAAGCCCACCGAUUGGCAAGAGUACAACACCAAAGACACCAUUCUCGACCUCAUCUGCCGCCUUUCCUCCCGCGUUUUUCUCGGCGAUGAAGUAUGCCGCGACGAAGCAUGGCUCGCUAUAACAAAGUCCUACACCGUGAAUGCAUUCCUCGGCGCCGAGAUCCUGCGUCCCUACCCAUACUGGCUGCGUUACGCCGCCAACUUGAUCCUCCCUGAGUGCAAAACUCUUAGGCGGCAGGUAUCUGAUUCUCGAGACAUCAUUGAGCCGGUGCUUCAAAAACGUAGAGAUGCGCGACAGCAGGCUAUCGAGAGGGGCGAGCCGGCACCGAAGUUUAAUGAUGGCAUUGAUUGGUUCGAAGAGGAGAGUCAGGGGCGGGAGUAUGAUGUUGUUGGGGCGCAGCUGGGUCUGUCGGUCGUUGCAAUUCAUACCACCACGGAUCUACUCGUGGAGACGAUGCUACGCAUUGCAGAGAACCCGGAGUUAUUUGAUGCCCUUAGGAAGGAAAUUGUUGAAGUUCUGACCGCUGAAGGCUGGAAGAAGACGGCUCUUUUCAAUAUGAAACUCAUGGACAGCGUCUUGAAAGAGUCACAACGACUGAAGCCAGUCACAUCUGCAAUCAUGGCCCGCAUGGCAACCCGCCAAGUGACCCUCCCCAACGGCCUCAAACUCCAAAAAGGAGAACGCUGCGUCGGCGACCUAGGCAAGAUGCACGAUCCCUCCAUCUACCCGAACCCCGAAGCCUUCAACGGCUAUCGCUUCCUCGAGAUGCGUGGCGACCCGAAGCUUGAUAGCCAAGCCCACCUCGUCAGCACAUCACCCUCGCACCUCGGUUUCGGCCAUGGCCAGCACGCGUGCCCGGGUCGCUUCUUCGCCGGCAACGAGCUCAAGAUUGCGCUGGCGCAUUUGCUGAUGAAGUUUGACUGGAAGUUGACGCCUGGGUAUGAGCAUCAGUGGCAGGAGUGGGGGUUUGCGUGGAACUCGGAUAGUACGGCGAAGCUAUUGUUUAGGAGAAGGGAGGCGCCGGAGAUUGAUAUUGAUGCGAUAUGA
Messenger RNA from Colletotrichum lupini, 1698 nucleotides. RefSeq names its product ent-kaurene oxidase. NCBI's taxonomy places the organism in Eukaryota, Fungi, Ascomycota, Sordariomycetes, Glomerellales, Glomerellaceae. The transcript has 3 exons. Gene Ontology annotation, molecular function: heme binding; iron ion binding; oxidoreductase activity, acting on paired donors, with incorporation or reduction of molecular oxygen. The record is from RefSeq and is a predicted model, not a curated record. The coding region runs from base 1 to 1698 and encodes 565 amino acids.